AUGGCCCAAGAGGAUGGAGAGGCAGUGAUGGCCAACCACAGAAGUGAUGAGGAGAUGGGCAAAGAUGCAGAAGAUCUGACAAAAGGCAUGCAGACACCCUGCGGGAGCCCUGAGGACAAGAGAGAGAAGGCUCUGCUACGGGCACGCCUGGAAGAGCAGCACCGCCUUAUCUGUAUCCUGAAGAAAAAAACAGACGAUGCACACAAACGCUACAGGAGCCUGGAGCAGCUUAACGUGGAACUGGAGAAACUGAGGCUAGAGGAUGCUGUGAAACUAAAAACCCAAACCCAGCGGAUUCAGUACUUGGAGAAUUUGGCCAAUAACCUCGAAAAAACGAUCUACUCCAAGGACGAGCACAAGAAACAGAACGCACAGCUGAAGGAGGAAAACCAGCACAUGCAGAAGGAGAACGAAACCGUCCUCAGCCAAGCAGCGAAGGACAAGGAGGCUGAAAUGCUCCAGCUUGCUGCCCAGGCCAGAGAGCUCUCGCAGCAGCUGGAUGCUCUGCAUGACAAAUGUGCUUGUGAGAGAUCCAGGGCCCAGCAGCUAGAAAAGGAGCUCCUGGAAGCGCAGAGCCAGCAAGCAAAUGCCUGUAUCUUGCAGGUUGACUCCUUAAGACAACAGCUGCAGCGCCUACAGGAGGAGCACCAACAAAUGGUGGAACAGCUAGAGCAUGGAGAAAGCCAGCAGAAGGCUCAUGAUGCCGAGCUGCAGGCCAAGCUGGAGAGGGCAAAUGAGGAGAAAGAGCAGCUGCUGAACCUGGCCAGAGAAAGGGGCAAAGCUCUGCAAGAAAAGCAACAGGAAAUUAUGCAACUGGGGAGGAAGCUGGAGAUGGCAGAAAGAGCCAAAUGGAGAGCAGAGAGGAACAUUGUUAAAGAAGUGGCAGCAAACUAUGAUCUGAAGGUCCAAGAGCUCCAGCAAGAGCUGAAAAACAGCCAGCAGGCUUACAGCGAGCUCUCGCUGCAGUUUGAUGCUUACAAAAAGCACAGUAUGGAUUUACUGUCCAAAGAAAAAGCACUGAAUGUCAAACUUCGUCACUUUAAGGCAUAAAACGUCAGCAUUCUGCUCGGUUCUUAGCAGGUACCACUUCACUGAUUUCUGUUCUUGUUUGUGCA
Centrocercus urophasianus (Greater sage-grouse) is the source of this 1115-nucleotide messenger RNA. RefSeq names its product coiled-coil domain containing 89 (gene CCDC89). The record is from RefSeq and is a predicted model, not a curated record. The transcript has a single exon. NCBI's taxonomy places the organism in Eukaryota, Metazoa, Chordata, Aves, Galliformes, Phasianidae. The coding region runs from base 1 to 1050 and encodes 349 amino acids.